Andrographis paniculata is the source of this 3071-nucleotide messenger RNA. Its product is annotated as probable GTP diphosphokinase RSH2, chloroplastic. The coding region runs from base 381 to 2555 and encodes 724 amino acids. NCBI's taxonomy places the organism in Eukaryota, Viridiplantae, Streptophyta, Magnoliopsida, Lamiales, Acanthaceae. Gene Ontology annotation, biological process: guanosine tetraphosphate metabolic process. The transcript is spliced from 7 exons. The record is from RefSeq and is a predicted model, not a curated record. Gene Ontology annotation, cellular component: chloroplast.
CGCACGAGGAAAAAUCAGAGAGAACAGAAGAAGAAGAAGGAAGAAGAAGAAGAAAGAAGAAUACGAAGCCCUCUUCGAGAGGUUUUCCAUUUCAAUACUCGAUUCAGCUUAUUCUUACGCUUAGAUUCUUCUCUCCCUCCAAAUUAAUCACCUGAAUUCUCGUUUCUGUUCCUCAGAUGUAUAUUUGUGUACAGGUUUUUUGUUUUUAAGCUACGAUAUUUCAAAUUUGGUUUUUGUUUUUUUCCCCUCUCUGGGUUUGUAUGUUACAUAGUGAAUCAGGGAAGCAGAAAACAUUAUUGGUUUAGGAUUGUUGUAAAUUGUGCCAAUUGUGGGGUCUGGGCGCUGAAAUUUGGGUGAAAAGGUUUGAAGAUUAUCGAUUAAUGGGGGUUUCGCCGAUGGCGCUCUACGCAAGUCCACCUAGCACCGUGUGUUCCGCGGCGCACCAGAUCAGCUCCCACGCGUCGUGCGAAUUGGACACCAGCGGGCGGUCGGCGUCGUCGUCUUCCGCUUCGCCGUCGCCGUCGCAGAAGCCUUUCAUUGGCGGGUUAUCGUGCUUGUUCUCGUCGCCACAGGUCAAAUCGGCGAGCUAUUCAACAGGAGCCGAGGAGUUAGGUUCAUUAUGGCACGAUAGGACGGAGGACUUGGGGUCCUCUUUCCGAUACUCGUCGUUAAGCUCCUCCUUGAAACGAGACCAGUCUCACCAGAGUCCGGUUUCGGUGCUUCAAGGCCUGAAUAAUUCUAUUGGGACCUGCUCGCGAAGCCCUCCCAUGAAAAUAAGUUCGGAUUUGGGUUCAAUCAUGUCUCGAAGCGGAGGAAUGUUUAACGGAUUCGUUAGACAUGCGUUGGGCUCUUGUGUGGAUUAUGAUUCGUCGCCAUUGGAUUUGGAUGUGAAGGACUUUGAGAUGCCUCUGGUCUCAAAUGCGAUGAUAUCCACAGACGAGCUUCCUUUCAACAUGGAGGAUAGUUUCGUGGAGUUGGAUUUUCCGCCUUAUGCAAAGGAUUUGCUUUCUAAUGCGCAGUCUAGGCAUUUGAUAUUUAAGGACGAGGUGGUUGUCAAGGCUUUUUAUGAAGCAGAGAAGGCUCACAGAGGCCAGAAACGUGUGAGCGGCCAUCCAUAUUUGCACCAUUGCGUGGAGACAGCUGUUCUUCUGGCAAACAUAGGUUCCAAUUCGACAGUUGUUGCUGCGGGCCUUUUGCACGAUACUGUAGAUGAUUCAAUUUUAACCUUAGAUGAUAUUUUGAGGUUGUUUGGCUCUGAUGUGGCAGAUUUGGUCGAGGGGGUAUCUAAACUGAGCCAAUUGAGCAAGCUUGCAAGGGAUAACAACACAGCCAAUAAAACUGUGGAGGCAGAUCGACUGCACACUAUGUUCCUUGCAAUGACCGAUGCUAGAGCUGUUCUAAUUAAACUUGCUGACCGAGUGCAUAAUAUGCUGACAUUGGAAGCUUUGCCUUUGAUUAAGCAACAAAGAUUUGCAAAGGAAACAUUGGAAAUUUUUGUUCCCCUGGCCAAUAGAUUGGGUAUCUCCACCUGGAAAGUGCAGCUGGAAAAUUUAUGUUUCAAACAUCUUAAUCCAGACCACCACCAAGAAUUGGCUUCCAAGUUGUUUAAAUCUUUUGAUGAGUCCAUAAUAACCUCCUCAUUGAAGAAACUGGAGCAUGUACUGAUGGCAGAAGGAAUUUUCUACAACAGCUUGUCAGGCCGGCAUAAAAGCUUGUACAGCAUCUACUCGAAAAUGUUGAAGAAGAAGUUGAACAUGGAUGAAAUUCAUGAUAUCCAUGGAUUAAGGUUGAUAGUUGAAACUGAAGAAGAUUGCUACAACGCUCUGAGAGUCGUCCGCCAGCUAUGGCCUGAACUACCUGGGAGAUUUAAGGACUACAUUGUUUGUCCCAAAUUUAAUGGGUACCAGUCUCUACAUACAGUGGUUGCAGGUGAUGGUAUGUUACCACUUGAAGUUCAGAUACGGACAAAAGAAAUGCAUCUGCAAGCUGAAUAUGGCAUUGCUGCACACUGGAGGUACAAGGAAGGUGAAUGCAAACACUCCUCGUUUGUUCUUCAGAUGGUCGAGUGGGCACGUUGGGUUAUUACCUGGCAGUGUGAAACUAUGAGCAAAGACAGUUCAUCCGUUGGGAUUGUCGAUUCCACGAAGCCACCUUGCACAUUCCCUACGCAUUCCAAGGACUGCACAUUUUCUUGCAAACCCCUUUGCGACACUGAUGGGCCCAUCUUCGUUAUCCUCAUUGAAAAUGAUAAGAUGUCUGUGCAGGAGAUUCCAGCAAAUUCAUCGGUGAUGGAUCUGUUGGAGACAGCCGGCCGAGGCAGUUCUAGAUGGAUUUCAUACGGGUUUCCGGUGAAGGAGGAUCUAAGGCCACAGCUAAACCGCAAGCCUGUCAGCGACCCAACCUGCAAGCUGAAAAUGGGAGAUGUGGUGGAACUAACCCCGACUAUACCGGAUAAAUCCCUGACCGAAUACCGGGAGGAAAUCCAGCGGAUGUACGACCGGGGCCUUACUCUAUCAACUGCAGUAGCACCUUCCAGGGCAAGCUUCAGAACGUGACCCCAGACCAUUUGAAAAAAGAUCGAUGAAAAUGUGGCUAUUUCCAGAAGAAGUGUUGUACAGAAUUCUGGCAGGAGAUCACAAACAAAAGCAAGAUCAAAAUACCUGCAAGACCCCAAGAGGAACUCCCAAUACUCAACAACCAACCACCAUUAAUCUCAUCUUCAAUUUUGUCUAUAGACUGGAAAUGAGAAGAAGACGAAGACCCUUUGUUCUGAGAUGAACCAGUGAUGGUUUUAAUGGCAAGUAUCAACCCUGCCACCACCACAGGCAACAUUAUACCACUAGAACUCCACCGCGACUCGAGGCGGCUCCGAUUAUCCGGAGACAGAACAAUGGCUGAUACAAGGGCUAGAACCAUGGCCACUGCCCUCGGUGAGGAGCUGUUCAAAUGUUGAUGACAAGAAAAAACCUCCAUUGUUGGCUGGUUUUCUUGUUGCCUUUAACUAGAUCAAAGGAACAAGAAAACUAGAAACCUAUAUUUAUAGAGAUAGAGAUAGAUAGAGAAAGAAAUGA